AUGAAAGAGAAUUGCAAAAAUGAAGGAGAUAGAUAUAUCAUGUACCCAAGGUUCAUCAUGAUGCUGAUCAAUGAUAAGAUCAAGGAUCUUCCAAAGAACAGAGAUGACAUCAUGGAUUUGAGAAACGUAAACAAUGAUACAAUUGCAAGAAUCACCAAAGAAAAUGAUGCAAAAUCGAAACAAAUGAUAUGCAAAAUCAAAGAUACAGAAUAUGUUGCUCCUGAGAAUGAGAAAUGGAGACAUGAGAAUAGUGAUUCCGACAAUGAAGAUGCAAAGAUGAGUGAGAUGGUUGAGAAGAAGACAAGAUGGUGGUGUGUAAGAGAUGGAAAAAGGAAGAGAACACCUAGGUCAUCCCCUGCAGUUUCUAUUCCAAAGGAUGGAGAUAAGGGGUCUUCUGGAGAACCGCAGCAAAGAUUGAUAGAUGAAACUGUCUUGGAGCCGUCUGUGGUUAUUGAGCAAGGAGUUGAUCUUUUGAACCAAUCAUUUGAAAGCUAUCUGAAAAGGAAUGAGGAAGCAGCAGCUCAAAAGACUCAAGGAUCGAGUGUUCAAGUUGAAAAUGUUACAGCAGUUGAACCUGAGAUUGAGGUUCAGGAUAGUUCAAGCGAAGAUGAUUCUGGAGCUACUCAAUCUGAAUCUGAAUUGGAUCCAAAAACUCUUGGAAGAGGGAAAGUUCAGCUGAAGAAAAAGCGUUUGAAGAAAAAGAAAAGAUCUGAUGAAGAUUUGUCUUAUGAACCAGAUGAUUCAAAGAUUCAAAGAAAAAAGAGAAAAGUUGUUCAAGCUGGAGUUAUUCUCAGGAAUGUUAGAGUAAAGAACGCUGGUGUUGUACCUUUAAAAGAAAAAGGAGGAAAGAAAGAUAAACAUAUUCAGAAGUCAAAGGUUCUUGAAUCUGAAAAGGCGCAAAGUGUUGAAACACCAAAAGAAUCUGAGGUGCAAAGAGUUGAAGAACCAGUAGCAGAAGCUGAGAAAAGAACAGGAGGGAUAUUCACUGAAGACAUCCCUGAAGAUCAUUAUGACAUGUUCAACAAUGAAGCUGUCAACGAAUUAUUACAAAAGGUUAACAAGCUGGAAAAAGAAAAAGCUAAAACAGAAGCAGAGCGUGAUAUUCUGAAGAAACAAGUUGAUAAUCCGAUGAAAGCUCACGAUCAAGUCAGAGCAGUGUUGAUAGAACAAGAAGAAACAAUUAACAAAAUGAGGAAUGAAGCUCAGGAUAAUUCGAAAGUGUUUGAACUUCUGACGGCUGAAAUUGCUUCAUUGAAUGUGAAGAUAAAGAAUUUGGAAGAUGUGAAUCAAACUCUCAAUCAGCUUCUCAGUGAAAUGAGUGAAGCUUCAUCAAAUGAAAUGAAUGCAAUAAAGUUAGAGAUGGAAGCCAUGAAGGCAGACAAAGUGGUGAAAGAUGAACAACUGCAUAUGUUAUACUCUGUCAUGGAGAGUCAUUUAAAGAUGGAUGUUCAUGCUGCAUUCAAUGAAAUAGAAGUGAAAAGAGCUGAGGAAAGAAGAAUGGAACGAGAAAGACGUCUAGCUGAAGAAGCCACCCAAAAGAACAAAAGUGUGAUUGAAGACAUUCAAGAAGCUGGUGGAUCAUCAAGUCAACCUGAAAUUGGUGAAGAUAUUGAAAUGGUUGAAGCUGAAGAUGUUCAAGAACAAGAAAAUAUUUAG
Messenger RNA from Helianthus annuus (common sunflower), 1656 nucleotides. Its product is annotated as intracellular protein transport protein USO1-like. Bases 1 to 1656 code for a protein of 551 amino acids. Lineage: Eukaryota; Viridiplantae; Streptophyta; Magnoliopsida; Asterales; Asteraceae. The record is from RefSeq and is a predicted model, not a curated record. The transcript is spliced from 3 exons.